Molecule: messenger RNA, 671 nt
Organism: Carassius auratus (goldfish)
Lineage: Eukaryota; Metazoa; Chordata; Actinopteri; Cypriniformes; Cyprinidae
Product: C-C motif chemokine 4 homolog
Exons: 3
Coding region: 14-388 (124 amino acids)
Biological process (GO): immune response
Cellular component (GO): extracellular region
Molecular function (GO): chemokine activity
Source: RefSeq, a predicted model, not a curated record
AAAACAUUUAAAGAUGUGGUGCAGACCUGGACUGUCUCAGACAUCUGCAGCAGCUUGUUAUCAAAGCUUGAAGACCAGCUUCAGAUCAGAAACCAUGAGGGCAUCUUCUUUGUGUCUGGUGUUCGGGCUGGUCCUGAUGAUGACCUGGACUUCUGAGGCUCAGCCUCAGGCUCCAGUUCCUGAGAAUUGUUGCUUUAAUUUUAUUGACUUUCCAAUUCCAAGCAACAAAAUUGUGAGUGCUGUGAAGACAGAUACAAAAUGCCCUGUCUCUGGCAUUGUGGUUACGACACCUAGAACCAAAUUUUGUGUGAAACCAGGAGAGGACUGGAUAAAGGCUUGGAUAAAGAGUGAUAUAGAGAAGAAAGCAGCUCAAGAAAUAAAAACAUAGAAUAAUGAUGUUGCUUAAUACAACUGUCCUUUCUUAAGAAAUGCAUUUUUGCUGAAUUAAACUCUUUUCUGAAUUAAACUCUUUUCAUUGGUAACACUUUACAAUAAAGUUCAUUAGUUAGUUGACUACUUUAGUUAACUUGAACUAAGAAUGAACAAUACCUCUACAGCAUGUAUUAAUCUUAAUUAAUGUCAAUUUCAACAUUUUUUAAAGAUUUUUGUUAAGUGUUACCUUUUCAUUUAGCACUUAAUCUUUGCAAAUAAAUAUUAAAAUGCAAUGAGAU